This is a messenger RNA of Heterobilharzia americana, 4851 nucleotides long. NCBI's taxonomy places the organism in Eukaryota, Metazoa, Platyhelminthes, Trematoda, Strigeidida, Schistosomatidae. The record is from the annotation of a GenBank genome assembly.
AUGAAGUCUAGUAGAGUUCCUAAUGGAUCACUUGAUUUCAGUUCAAGUCCUUACAAAACAGUCAAAGAGAAUAGUGCUUACAAAAACAAUAAAAAGCAUAGUACUGUUGGCAAUACCAGUAUAAACCAUCACCAACGGACAACUAAUGAAACUAAACGAUCUAUAAGUGAUAAGCAAAGAAUGUUGAUAACCGAUGCCAAACUUCCAAAAAAUUCCAGUCUUUCCAACAUAACAAAUGAUCUUUCACAUAAUUCUAAUCCUUCUUAUACAAAUCAGUUGCCUCAAAAGGCUAGACGAUCAUUAUUAGAUUGGGAUAGUUUUAUAAAUUUAUCCAAAAAACCACGAAAUCUAUCCUUAAAAACUGAUAAUUCUCUUCGUCGAUUGCCUUCAGAAACAAUACGCCCUGCCUCUUUAUCUCCAAUCAAAACAAAACAAGAAUCUAAUCAUAAUUGGUUAUCACCUUUGAGGACAAAUGCGUCGAUGAAGAAGACUUCAGUUGUAUCAGUUAAGAGUAAUCCAGAAUCAGAUAAAGCACAUAUAUUGUGUGAUAAUCGUUCAUCUUUUGAAGAACAUGCUAAAAACCACACCUUCAAAAAGAAGAAGAAUCGUCAUCUCAUCCUUGAAAUACCUUCUUCUGAUGACGUUGAUUCAGACUCUCGGAAACAGAACCAUGAAAAAAAUCACAUUCAUAUUCAUGAAGCUAAGAAAAGGAAAUUAUCCCCUUUAGUUCCUAUCAACAAAAAGAAAAAGAAGAAAAGAAAGAAGUCUUCCACCCUUUCAGUGAAUUCAGAUCAAUGUAAUGACCUCCAAUCACCCGGUACCCAUUUCGAUACUGAUAAUGCAAUACAAGUAAAAGAGGUGGCAGACCAGUCAAUGUCUGAAUUCUCUGACCUUCAAGCAGAUGAAAUUUCUUCUCACGGAAAGUCUGAACAAUCACUACUAAGUGUAGAAAAAAGUGAACGAAAUGAAAAUGAAGUUGUUGUGUCCAAAGAAAAUGAUGAAUCUCAGGAAACGUUUCUGUCAACCAGGAGUCCAUCAACACCAGCUUGGCUUAAAGCCAUUCACGGACCAUCACUAAGGGAAAGAAAGUCGCCGGAGUCUGUAAAGUGGACAAAAGAGAAAUUAUAUAAAGUCAGUCAAAUGUGUGAAUCUCCACCAAUUCUACAUGGAAUUAGUACUAAUUCAGGGAAUACUACUGUUGAUGAAGAAAUAUCAAUUAGUAAUGGAGUUGUUUGUCAUGUAAAUGAAAAUCUUCAAAAUGGACAUUCAAAUGUCAACGAAAAGUCUGAAAGUACUGAUAGAUCUCUUCAAUUUUCUUAUCUGAACAAAGAGAAGAAGAAGAAGAAGAAGAGGGAAAACCGAAAUUUAUUCAUACUAAGUAGUUUAUCCUCCAACAAUCAUUCCCCUAAGUCCAUUGAGAAAAGUAUUUGGCAAAAUUAUAGACCUGCAUACAGUGGACCUUAUACUUGUGCAUUUUGUGAUCGAGUGAUUCAUAAGGGGUCAAAUUUUGCUAGACAUAUAGCCACAUGUAAGGCUAGACUGUCUAUAAGUACAGGUGAUACUCCAAGCGCAAAGUCCUCAGGGUAUGAAGAUAAGCGUAAAUUUCAUUACUCGUUCAAAUCCUUCCCUAAGGUGACGUCAAAGUCAGGUAAUCUAAAAAGGCAACUACCCAGGAGUCAGGGAUUAAAUUCUUCAGUCAGUAAGAUGGACGGAAAUUUUCAUUCCCCUGUAUUCUCUGAUGAUAAAAAUAUCGCUGAUACUCCGACCUUAAAGAAAACUGAUGAUAUAGAGACACCUAGUUUAACUACUAAUGAAUCUCAACAUGAAUGUUCCGGUUGUCACCAGGUAUAUCAGCUCAGAAGCUCACUGUUACGGCAUAAACGUAAUCAUAAGGAGUGUAAUAAAUCACGUGGAUCCAAUACAGAAGAUUCACCGCUUACAGUUUCUGAUGUAUUUCUAAGUCUUGAUGAUUCAAAAAGUAUUUCAUCCUGUGAUGAGAGUUCCUACAGAAGUCAUUUACAAACACCUAUAACUUCAGUGUAUGAUAUGACUACAGAUCCUGAUGAUAUAUUCGAGGAUUUGAUAAUUCCCCCAGCAACAACAAGAAUGAAAAUGUCAGAAAGUCAACAUGAUGAACAAGAUUAUUCUGCUCACGAACACUCAAGUAUAUCGCUGGAAUGCAGUAAAAAUGUAUCAGUUCCUACACCCAAGAAAUCACUUGUACAACAUACAAAAACUAAUAACAAUAAAUUAAGUCGUUCCCCAGCAGAAUUAUCAAAGACCAGGGCUAGGCAUAGUUCCUCUCCAAAAACAGCGAGGAAAUACUCAGUUUCUAUUGGUUCAGAAAAUGCAGGUGAACUGUCAAGUGCACAAGUCAGUGAAACCGAGGGAGAAGACGAUAAAGAAUAUAAGAGGCGAAUUAAUAAGUCGAUUUCUCCACCAUCAAAUGAUGAACUGAGAACAAUAGAUGACGAGAAUACUACACCACUUGCGUACAAAUGUUAUACAUGCUCAGCGACUUAUCGUCAUCGACAAUCUGUUUUACGUCACAAGCGUAAAACGAAUCAUAGGGUUGAUGCAAUCUUAUCUUUUGACAAGUCAGAUGAUUUAAUGUCUAAUUCUCCUAGGAAAGAUGCAGAAGAAUGUUAUGAUCGUGAUUCAGGGAAAAAUGUAACUUUGGAUCCUGUGUCAAAAGAGUCGACAAAUGUGGUGUCAGUUCAAUCGUCUACUGUCACCACUACUGAUAAUGAAAAGCAUGUUGACUCGUUUGAUGUUGAUCAGCAACAAAAGCCAAGUCCCAGUAUAAUAAAUGAUAAUCAAAUACUACGAGAGUUAACUGAAGAGAAACUAUCGAGUAUAAUGAAUUCUCCUUCUUUAGAGAAAGAUAUUUCAAACUUAAGUAAUUCCGAUUAUUCACAAUCAGCUCCAUCGAAACAAUCUUCGAUUCAAUUAGAACUUCAAAAUACAUCUACUGAGCAGAAACAGGAGAGCUAUACAUCUCUGUUAACAGAUGAAAUGAGAACAGGACAUGAACAGAAUGAACAUGAAAAGAAUUUGAAUGCUUCACCAGUUGCAUACAAAUGUUAUACAUGCUCAUCGAUUUAUCGUCAUCAACAAUCUCUUAAACGUCACAAGCGUAAAACGAGACAUAGGAUUUCUGCUUAUUCGAUCUCCGAUGGAAUCAGUGAAGUGAAUACUACAGAAGCGUUGGAAGAAUCGUGUGGUACAAAUGGUAAUAAAUUAGAGGUGGUGUCAAUGGAUAGGAUAAUCCAUGAAGAAUGUAGCCAACCAGCGUUUCACGAGACCAUUGUUGUUGAGAAUAAGCCUGACACUGAGUUAUCUGAGACUGAUUCUAAUUCGAAUCUCUAUAGACAUGAUAAGUUAAAGAUUUUCGAGUCUUCUGUAAAAACUUCAACAAUUAACACAAUGAAUAACCCUUUAAACGAAUUGUUUAGAGUUUUGGCAGAAGAGGAACAUUUAAAUUCAAUGUCAGUAGAACCGUCUGUUGACAAAGAGGUGAUAUUUACUGAGCUUCAUGAAGGUGGAAAUGUGAGUGUCAAGGAGAAAAUACCUGUUGAAUUCUCGACAACAGUAUCUGACAUAUCCACUAGUGAUGCUAUUCCUGAGGAGAUCGCACAAACUGAUGAUGUUGCAACAAGUAUUGAAUCGACGUCAACAAAGACCAUGUUUAUUGAAGAAAAUAAGUCUGUAGAAGUGAUGAAUAAGGAUGAUUCUUGGUUGAAAAACAUCCAACCAUCUCCUACAUCUUGUCGGUAUACAUGUUUAUGGUGUAGUCGUGUUGUCAAGAGAUAUCCAAAUUUUAUCAAACAUGUAGCUGCCUGCAAAGAUAGACCUUCGGGAAGUGAGAUACCACAAAGGUCGAACACUAAUUUACUCAGUGUAUCUUCUACUGGUGGCGGUAAUUCAUCACAUCAUUCUAGAAAAUCAUAUCCUCUUGGCUUAAGAAGUAGUAGACCAUCAAUACAAUCUGAUAAAAAUGUACAGAACACUGAAGGUAUAUUGAAUACAAAGCAAUUAGCCAAAAAGGAAAAGAAAUCAACUUCAUCAUGUUCUCCUCAUCAUUCACGAGUAGAAGAAGAGUCAUCCAAGAGUCGGCGAUCAUCAAUAUCUACUCAACAUUCUAGUGAUAAUUGUAUAGAUGAUGAAAAAUCGAUUGUAUCGAAUGCAACUACUAUUCCUGCUUCUGAUCAAAUCGUUAAAGAUAAUAAUAAUAAUGAUAAUAAUAACUCUACACUAUUCAUUUGUUCAUGGUGUAAUAGAUCUGGAUUUAAAUGUUUACGAUAUCUUAAUAUACAUUCUGCAAGAUGUUCACUUCGUCCAAAUCGAUUAACUAAACAGAAAACAUUAGUAUUAUCAAAAAAGUAUCCUGUACAGAUUACAACUAAUGUUGACACUGGUAGUGGUGUUGGUGUUGUAUGCGAACAGUGUAAUCGAGAAUUUCGUUCAAUUACCGGUUUAAAAGUUCAUCAAACUAUGCUAAAGCAUAAAAGUAAUCAACAGUCAAUUGAUAAACUAUUCUCACAACAAUUAAUAGCUUGUCCAGGUUGUUCAUAUAAUUCUGCAUUAUUUGAUUCAACUGAAAAAUUAUUGAAACAUUUAUUAACUUUAAAAUCGAAUACAAGUAAUAGUCAUACAAGUCGUAGUCAAUAUUGGCCUACUGUAUUAUCUGUGCCUAAUUUAGGCUAUGGUUGUCAUAUUUGUGGAAUGUUACUUGCUUCUGAAUCACGUUUAGAUAAGCAUAAAAAAGCGGUACAUGAAACUUGGCUAUUGGAAGAACAACAUAAUCUUAGUCCAAGUAAAUUGACUUUAUCCACUUUGUCUAUCAUUUGA